AUGGAAAGUUCAAUCGUAUCUAGUUCACAACCACGAUCUGUCGCUGUCGGUGAUUUUAAUAAUGAUCAUCAAAUGGAUAUUGUUGUAGCGAAUUCUGGUAGAAAUACUAUUGGAAUAUUUCUUGCACAAGAUAAUGCAACUUUUACAAAUCAAAAAAUCUAUUCAACUGGAUUCACGUCUAGUCCUUAUUCGCUUGUUGUUAAUGAUUUUAAUAAUGACAAAAAUUUAGAUAUCGCAGUCGCUAAUUAUGGUACCAAUAAUAUCGGAAUAUUUUUAGGCUAUAAAAAUGGAACGUUUGCUAAUCAAAAAGUAGUUUCACUUGGUUCUUCUCGUCCAUUUUUUAUUACUAUUGGUGAUUUCAAUAAUGAUAAUCAAAUGGAUAUUGCUGUAGCUAACUAUGGUACUAAUACUGUUGGCAUUCUUCUUGGAAAUGGUAAUGGAUCUUUUCAAGAUCAAACAACUUAUCCUACGGGUUAUGAUUCUCUUCCAUAUGCAUUAGCAGUUGGUGACUUCAACAAAGAUAAUCAACUGGAUAUUGCUGUGGCUAAUUAUGGUACUAAUAACAUCGGUAUUUUUCUUGGAUAUGGUAAUGGAACAUUUGCAAGCCAAACAAUUUAUACAACUACUCUAAAUUCGAAUCCAUCGUCUAUCACUGUUGGAGACUUAAAUAAUGAUAAUUAUCUCGAUAUUAUAGUUACACAUUAUGGUACUGGCAAGAUUGGUAUAUUUCUUGGCUUGGAGAAUGGUACAUUUGCAGCACAAAGUACGUUCUCAAUAAGCUCCAAUUGUCGUCCAUAUUAUAGUGCUGUUGGUUAUUUUGAUAGGGACAAUCAAUUAGAUGUUGUUGUUGUUGAUCCAGAAAACAACCAAGUACAUAUUCUUCUGCAAUAUGAUAAUAGAACAUUUGCUACAACAACUACAUAUGAUGGCAUAAAUGGAUCUCGUCCAUUCUGUGUCGUUGUGACAGACUUUAAUAAUGACAAUCAGUCAGAUAUUGUUAUAGCCAACUAUAAUACUGAUGAGGUACUUAUACUUAGUCAGUAUUUUGUGAAAUCAUCAUUAAGACAAACGAGUUAUUUUGUUGGAAAAGAUUCACGGUCGUCUGCAGUCGCUAUUUAUGAUUUUAAUAAUGAUGAUCAAUUAGAUGUAUUGGUUAAUAAUUUUGACGAUGAUAGCUUACUUUUACUAACUGGUAAUGAUGAUGGAACUUUUAAACAAGCAACAAUAUUUUCGACGGGAAGUAAAUCAGCUCCAAAGGAUUUAGGUAUUGGUGAUUUUAACAACGACAAUCGAAUGGAUAUUGUUACGGCUAAUUAUGGGUCUGAUAGUAUAGGUAUUCUUCUUGCACAAGACAAUGGAACUUUUUCUAAUGUGACAAUUUACUUCAUGAAUCACGGUUCUAAACCUUGGUCAGUAGCUGUUGGAGACUUUAAUAAUGAUAGUCAAUUAGAUAUUGUCACUGCAAAUCAUGGAUCUGGUGGAUUAGGUAUUUAUCUUGGAUAUGGCGAUGGGACAUUUGCUAACGUGACAACAUACUCUACUGAUAUUAUUGUUGAGCCGAUAUCAGUUGCUGUUGGCGAUGUCAAUAAUGAUAAUCGGUUGGAUGUUGUUAUCACGGAUUACGCCUCUAACAACGUGGGUGUUCUUCUUGGGCAUGGUGAUGGGACUUUUCUUGAUGCAACAACCUAUUCUGUUGGUAUUUUUUCUGGUCCAGCUGCCGUCUGUCUCGUUGAUUUGAAUAAUGAUAAUCACCUGGAUCUUGUUGUCUCUACUAUAGACGGAGGUUUUAUAAGUGUUUUUCUUGGAUAUGGAAAUGGAGCUUUUCAAGAGAUCGCAACCUAUUCGACUAGUUCUACUUCAGCCCUUUACUACGUGGCUAUUGCUGAUUUCAAUAACGAUCAUCAACAUGACUUCGUCGUGACUGAUGCUGUCAAUGACGAAAUAAUCAUCUUUUAUGGAUAUGGCAAUGGCAGUUUCCAACUUGCAAGGAGAUAUUCUACUGGUUUUGGUUCGAAGCCGUAUGCCAUCACCACUGUCCAGCUGCAAAACAAAACACAAAGAGAUAUUGUUGUUACUCUCUGGGGCACAGGAAAUAUUGGUAUUUUCACUGAAUAUGCUGCAGCAGAAUUUUCAAAUCGAAAAACAUAUUCAACUGGUUCGGCUCCACAACCGUAUUCUAUAACUGUUGGUAAUUUCAAUGAUGAUAGUUACGUAGAUAUAGCCAUCGUCAAUUCAGGAACUGAUAAUUUAGAUAUACUUUUCAACUCGGGUAACGGUACAUUUGUAACGCAAAUAACGUAUCCUAUCGGUGCUGAUUUGUCUCCACGAUUUGUUAUCGCUUAUGAUGUCAAUAAAGAUAAUUAUUUAGAUAUAGUUAUUGUUAAUUCAAAUAAUAAUAGUAUUAGCGCACUUGCAGGGCAUGGCAACGGAACUUUUGAUAUCCCAAGGGUGUAUUCAACUGGAGAAGAUUCAUAUCCAUUGGCAGUAGCUUUUGAUGAUGUCAAUAACGACAAUCUAUCAGAUGCAAUCAUUGCUAAUGCAGGUACAGAUAGUAUAGGUGUACUUCUUGGAUUUCAUUAUACAACAUUUCAAAGUCCAACGACUUAUUCUAGUGAUAAUAAUCGAAGACCACAUAAUAUCAUCACUAAUGACUUCAAUAAUGACACAUAUCUAGAUAUUGCCGUUACUUUUUCUUUGAGUGAUAACAUAGGUGUUCUUCUUGGAUAUGGUAACGGAAGUUUUGGUGUUAUGAUGACUUAUUCGACUGGAAAUGGUUCACUACCUGAAUCAUUGGCUGCUCAUGAUUUUAAUAAUGAUGGGCAAUUGGAUAUUGUUGUCGCUAAUUCAGGUACUAAUGACAUAGGUAUCCUUGUCGGAUAUGGUAAUGGAAGUUUCGCUAACAUGAUAAGAUAUUCAACUGGUAGUGAUUCUGCUCCGGUUGCGAUUGCCUUAACCGAUAUAAACAAUGAUGGCCGAAUAGAUAUUGUCGUGGUCAAUUAUGCUGCUAAGAAUAUAGGUAUUUUACUUGGACUUGGUAAUUUGACUUUUAAUACCUUACUUACGUAUCCAACUGAAAAUGGUUUGCAUCCAUUAUGUGUUGCUGCUGGUGAUUUUGACAAUGAUGGUCAAAUAGAUAUCGUUGUAGCUAAUUAUCAUGCUAGCAAUAUCAAUAUUUUUUUAGGUUAUGAAAAUGGAAGUUUUACAACUCAAAUGAGUUAUUCAACGGGUUAUCAAUCUUGGCCGUCUUGGAUAACUGUUGGAGAUUUCAAUAGAGACAAUCGACUUGAUAUCGCUACUAGUAAUUUUAAUAAAAAUAAUGUCGUCAUUUUCCUUGGAUAUGGAAAUGGUACUUUUGCUCCUGCCGCGACAUUUUUCACCGGAGAUGGCUCUAUUCCACAAUUUCUUGAAGCUCGUGAUUUUAAUAAUGAUGAUAUAUUAGAUAUCGCUGUCGCUAAUUAUGGAACUAGCAAUAUUGUUGUUCUUUUCGGAUAUGGAGAUGGAAAAUUUAUACUAGGGGCCGCAUAUCGCACUGGUAUAGGAUCCGCCCCAUAUGCGUUAGCUAUUGGUGAUUUUAACAAUGAUACUCGGUUAGAUAUUGCUGUCGUAAAUGAAAGAUCGGGCGAUAUAAGUAUUUUUCUUGACUAUGGCAAGCAACUUUAUGCCGGCAUAACAUUAUAUAGUAUGGGUUUUGGAUCGCAACCACACUCAGUGGCUACUGGUGAUCUGAAUAACGAUGGCCUAUCAGAUAUUAUCGUAGCUAACUAUGGUACGGACAACGUAGGUAUUUUACUUGGACACGAUAAUGGAGUUUUUGGCCCAAUUACAACAUAUUCAACUGGAGUUGGUUCAGCUCCAUAUUCUGUUUCUUUAGCUGAUUUCAACAACGACAAUCAAUUGGAUAUCGUUGUUACUAAUUCUAAAACCGACAAUAUUGCUAUUCUGCUCGGUAAUGGUAAUGGAACGUUUGUAAUUGGAGCAACAUACUCAACUGGAGCUGGUUCUCGGCCAUACACAGUAGCCGUAGGUGAUUUUAAUAAUGAUAAUAUACCGGAUAUUGCCAUUGCGAAUUCUGGCGUUAACAAUAUUUUUCUACUUUAUGGAUAUGGAAAUGGACUUUUUGGAAACGAAACUUUCUAUGCUCUAGGCUAUGGAUAUCGUCCAUAUUCGAUUGCAGUCAAAGAUUUGAAUGAAGACAGUUGGAUGGACAUUGCCAUUGCAUGUUAUGGCACAGAUCAUGUAGAAACUCUGAUAAAAAUGUGUUAA
This is a messenger RNA of Rotaria sp. Silwood2, 4263 nucleotides long. The record is from the annotation of a GenBank genome assembly. Lineage: Eukaryota; Metazoa; Rotifera; Eurotatoria; Philodinida; Philodinidae.